This is a messenger RNA of Mauremys mutica (yellowpond turtle), 1894 nucleotides long. Its product is annotated as interferon-induced protein with tetratricopeptide repeats 5-like. Gene Ontology annotation, cellular component: cytosol. The transcript has 2 exons. Lineage: Eukaryota; Metazoa; Chordata; Testudines; Geoemydidae. The coding region runs from base 326 to 1633 and encodes 435 amino acids. Gene Ontology annotation, biological process: defense response to virus. The record is from RefSeq and is a predicted model, not a curated record. Gene Ontology annotation, molecular function: protein binding.
UAACUAGUCCCAUGAUGUCACCCUGGGGCUGCAGAUAGCAGUUCAGGCCGAGUGCAGGCUGCAGAUAACAAGUGGACGUGAAAGUUAAGUUUCAGUUUCCUUUUCCCCGGCUCUCCCCCCCUUUCUAUGGCAAUGCAGUUCCCCAGCCGGCCCGGGGGGCUCCCCGGCUCGCAGCCCAGGCGGGCUAUAAAGGGGCAGGCGGGUCCCAGCAGACACAGUCCGUUCAGGCCCCCAGAACCGGGCACUUCUCCAGCUUGGGCAGAAAACCAGUGCGGGGAAAGGAGCCGCCACCCCCCUGGCUGGGCCGGGGACUCAGCGGAGCGCAAUGAGCCCCCUGCGUCUGAAGGAGAAGCUGCAGGCCCUCCAGUGCCACUUCACCUGGAACUUUGAAAUCAGAGACAAGGUAGAUGCAGCUCACCUCCUCCAAACUCUGGCUCUCAGGAUUGCCCACACUCACAACCAGAACCAGGCCACAUUCCUUGCCAUGCAGGCUUAUCUCUGCCACCUGCAAGGGCAAUAUGAAGACGCUCUGCAAAGCCUUAGAGAAGCCGAGGAGAUUCUGCAAAGAGAUCACCCAGAUAACUUCCCCCGGCAGGUCCUGGUCAUUUACGGAAACUAUGCCUGGAUCUAUUAUCACUUGGCCCACUAUGAUUUGGUUGAGCUUUACCUGGACAAGGUUAGAAAGAUCUGCAGCUCCCUGAAGAGCCGCUCUCCAUAUGCAGCUCAGAACCCUGAGAUACAUGCACAGAAAGGCUGGUCUCUCCUGGCAGCAGGCUUCCGCAAUGGCAGAGAAGCCACACAGUGUUUCCAAAUGGCAUUAAAAGAAGACGCAGCAAAUGGGGAAUUUCUUGCUGGAUCGGCAAUCGCAGCCUUUCCAUCAUGGAGUCACUCUCACAAUUCUGUAUCUUGGAAUGAAGCCAGAGAGAAGUUGGGCACCAUUAUCCAUGAACAGCAGCAAAACUAUGAAGCUAAGGUGUAUUUAGCCAAGAUCCUUAAGGAGAGGGAUAGACAGCAAGCCGAAGCCCUCCUAGAAGAUGUUCAGAAUAGCCUGGACCCUGAGGUCCUGAGAUAUGCAGCCAUGUUCUUUCAGCCAGAAUUCCUAGAAAAAGCAAUUUCUGUUCUAGAGCGAGCAAUAGCUCUGAACCCCAAUUAUCAUCUCCUUCACUACGACCUUGGCGUCUGCUACAAGAUGCAGUUAUGGGGGGACAACUCCAGCAGAAGAGAAGAAAUAUUGGCAGCAGCUAUUGAGGCCUUCAAAAAGGCUGUGCAGAAAGAUCCAGCCUCUGUGUUUGCAAAGCUGGCUUUAGCUGAAAUGUAUGGAGAAAAUACACCUCACUACCAAGAAGAGAUUUAUCUCAAUCUCAUGAGUGAAAUGCCCAGCCUCAGCAAGAAGUGUCAGCAGGCAGUCUACCUUCACUGGGGAAAUUUCCUCUUUUACAAGAAAAACUCAGUGCAGGAGGCAGCUGAGAUGUACAGAGCAGGUUUCGCCAUUCCAGACAACUACCCGGAGAGGCAACAACUGAAAAGGAAGUUGGAAAAGGUGGCAGAAAUAUUCCAGCAGCACUCCCAAAUCACUGAGGCUAAGGCCAUUCAUGACUUCAUUCAAGAGACUGAAAGUCAUUCUCUUGACUAAAGGAGGAAGUCCACUGGUGGCAACAACAGAGCAGGAGACUGGAGAUGGAGACAAUGCAGGAUCCUUUCCCUUCCCUGGACACACCAAGACCUCCUUCUGAAGUGAGUCACUUUCCCCACUUGUGUAGCAAUGACAUUUGUGUUGCAAAUGAUUCUGGGUCCCCUGAAUAGUUCAGACCAUGGCACAUGCUGCUGCUGCUUCUUAGAAUUAUUAUUAGCUACCUGUAUUGUGAUAGCGCCUAGAUACCCAGACAUGGACCAG